Molecule: messenger RNA, 862 nt
Organism: Cephus cinctus (wheat stem sawfly)
Lineage: Eukaryota; Metazoa; Arthropoda; Insecta; Hymenoptera; Cephidae
Product: farnesol dehydrogenase
Exons: 5
Coding region: 87-815 (242 amino acids)
Source: RefSeq, a predicted model, not a curated record
ACUGCCGAGAAUGUACAGCUGUUAAUAUAUUAUUAACUUGAACCCGUAUAGUUGUAACUGAGCAUUGAGCUAAAGUUUUUUUAAAAAUGAGUCGUUGGGUUGGAAAAAUUGCUGUAGUUACCGGAGCAUCUUCAGGAAUAGGAUUAACAAUCGCACAAACUUUGGCCAACCAAGGGAUGAUCGUCAUUGGGUUAGCUAGAAGGAAAGAUGAGAUGGAGGAAAAAAUGAAGCAAUUGAAAAAUCCAAAGGGAAAAUUUCAUGGGUUCAUGUGUGACAUUUCGAAGGAACAAAAUGUUAUAGAUGCUUUUAAAUGGAUUAAGGAUAAUUUUGGAACCGUAUCUGUUCUAGUUAAUAAUGCUGGAAAAGUAGUUGUGUCUGAAAUUGCUGACGCAUCCAGUGAUAUUAUUCGCUCGACCUUUGAACUUAACGUUUUUGGAUUAUUGUAUUGUUCACGGGAAGCAUUGAAGCAUAUGAAAAGUGCGAACGUCGAGGGACACAUAGUCAAUAUUAACAGCGUCGUGGGACGCAAAAUACUGAAUUUUCCAGAUUUGCCUCUAGGCAUAUACAUGUCUUCGAAAUUUGCAGUGACAGCAAUCAGUGAAAUACUUUACAAUGAAGUACUGGGAGGAAAAAUCAGAGUUACCGACAUAAAACCUGGAUUCGUAGAAACUGGGAAUAUUCCCGACUUUGAUAUGAACAGCGUCGUUCACUUGAACACUACAGACAUUGCGGAUGCUGUAGCAUAUGUGAUCGACCUGCCACAACACGUGCAGAUAACGGAACUGAUAAUUAAGCCACUCGGAGAAAAGUUUUAAUUAAGUUUCUAGUCUCAAUUAAAAUUUGUCCAUGGGCAUGAAAUGUA